Molecule: messenger RNA, 802 nt
Organism: Trifolium pratense (red clover)
Lineage: Eukaryota; Viridiplantae; Streptophyta; Magnoliopsida; Fabales; Fabaceae
Exons: 2
Coding region: 95-706 (203 amino acids)
Molecular function (GO): DNA binding
Source: RefSeq, a predicted model, not a curated record
UGAUUAACUAGGAACAGUGAUUUAACAGUCGACUAUAAUCGGAUGCUUUCAUUUUCAUAUCUAAAAUGUAUUCAUACCAAAUAUAUAUACUUUCAUGCUUUCUAUUAUUAAAUGUUUUAAUAACAACAAUAGGUGUAUAUGUAUUACAUUCGUACUUAUCAACAAAAGUGAUUGUUUGCAGACUACAUUUUAUUUAAUUUGUUUUCUUUGUUUUAGUCAAUUUAACCGUGAAAAUUAUGAAGAAAUUGACCCGGAUUACGCUGAAUUCCUUGAGAAAAAUGGUGAAGAUUAUUAUGAUAGAUUGGAAGAUUCCAGACUUGGAGUUCAAAUUCAAAAUGCACCUAACACCUACGCAGUAAGUUUUAUUCCAUUGGGAUUUGCAGAUCAUGAAAUUCCCGAUGUACAUAUCUUUGAAUUCACUCUUAACCAUUUCAACCAUUUCAGCAAAACACAAAUUACUUUGCCAAAUGAAUUGUCAAAAUAUGUUCGUGAUUUGAAUUUGCAAACCCUAAUUCUUGAAGUACCAGGAACAAACACUUCAAAGGUCCAUUUAAGGUAUCCAACCAAUCCUUCUGAAAAUGUCCACAUUGUUGGAGGAUGGAAAAACUUUUGCUUUGACAAUGGAAUUCAAUUCGGUGAUAGGCUUCGAAUUGAGUUCAAACAUGUUUAUCCAAAUGUUGGUAAAGUUUAUAAGGUUACAACUUAAUUGGAUACAUAUAUGUGAGAUCCAUAUGUAACCUACCUAAAUGUUUGAUUUUUGGUUUCAAGUUUUCCUUCAAAUUGUAAUAGACAUUGACAAGAA